This is a messenger RNA of Penicillium longicatenatum, 664 nucleotides long. RefSeq names its product 60S ribosomal protein eL22. The coding region runs from base 100 to 477 and encodes 125 amino acids. Gene Ontology annotation, cellular component: ribosome. NCBI's taxonomy places the organism in Eukaryota, Fungi, Ascomycota, Eurotiomycetes, Eurotiales, Aspergillaceae. Gene Ontology annotation, biological process: cytoplasmic translation. The record is from RefSeq and is a predicted model, not a curated record. Gene Ontology annotation, molecular function: RNA binding; structural constituent of ribosome. The transcript is spliced from 4 exons.
CGAUAGAUCUUCUUCCGACCAUCCCUCUCGCCGGCGCAGGAUAUUCACCUCUUUGCGACCUUACCCUUUUCCGUCUCCAUCCCCUCCCAUCUAUUCACAAUGGCUCCCGUUGCUGCUGCCCGUGGUCGCAAGGCCCAGAAGACCACCCAGAAGUUCAUCAUCAACGCUUCGCAGCCCGCUAGCGACAAGAUCUUCGAUGUCUCUGCCUUCGAGAAGUUCCUCCACGACCGCAUCAAGGUCGAGGGCCGUGUCGGCAACCUUGGCGAGAACGUCGUUAUCAACUCUAUUGGUGACGGCAAGGUCGAGGUUGUUGCUCACAUCCCCUUCUCCGGUCGCUACCUGAAGUACCUGACCAAGAAGUACCUCAAGAAGCAGCAGCUCCGUGACUGGCUCCGUGUCGUCUCUACCUCCAAGGGUGUCUACGAGCUCCGCUUCUACAACGUCGUCAACGACGAGGCUGAGGAGGAUGAGGAGUAAAUUCUCCCUCUCUCGACUGACUCUUGACCUCAUUGUCGAUCGAUUCGGACUGGUAUAUGUGCAUUCCUUUUUGGCUUGGGAUUCUUGCCGGACAAAAGUGUGAGAGCCAUGGAAAGUUGGGUCGUGGAUUUGUGAGGGUAGAUUAGCACUUAAUUGCGCUAUGAAAUCAAAAAUUUUUAUACCCUUC